UAAAUUAUUAUUGAAAUGUAUCAUCAUAAUUAUCCUCAUCCAAUCCUCGAAACCCAGUCACAACACACGAUGGGUUUGGGUUCAACACGAUCGAUAUUCCAGUUUACAACCUCCUCCUUCACAGUCCUGAUCCAUCUCACUACCACAUUAUAACCGAGCCCUGUCUCAGAGCGACUCCCAUCCUUCGCCAACGCACAAAGGGGGAAAUGUGCAAUCAUCAAUUCCGUGUUUAUAGAGCCAGCGUUUGAGGCAGGCAACCACUUGGCAGUGCAGGGAACUUCCCCAUGCACGUUCAGUGCCCCGUCUACGAGGCAGCCUGCGCGGGGCUCUGCCAGACCUCGCGGCUCGUGCGGAGAGAGAGAGGCAUGGGCUGGGGGUGCCGCUCCACGAUCCCCGCCACGGUUCUGGUGCUGCUGCUGCUCCACGCAGCUCACGCUGCAGGUGGUGGAGCUGGGGAGAUCUGCACCGAGGGUAACGGCUACAAUGUGUGCGUGGCGAGGACUGUGGAGGCCGCGGAGGGAGGCUCCGCCACUCUCCCCUGCAGAUUCACGUUCCCUGAAAACGUGAAUCUGAGCCGAAUCAGUGUCGCGUGGAGAAUUGAUAACUUUCACGGAAAUUUCACCUUUAACAACACGGGCAACCCGACCUUUAUCAGCAAGCUGUUCACGAACCGCCUCGCCCUGGUGGGAGAUCCUCACAAACGCGAGGCAUCUCUAGAGAUCACGAACGUGAGGCGCAGCGACCAGAACAAGUACUUCUGCCGAAUAAUGUUACACACCUUGUUAGAGAAAAUUGUGUUCCAGAUAAUUCCAGGAACGGAUCUAAUUAUUAAAGGCACCACUGCCAGUCCUGGCAGCAUUGCCACUGCUGGCACCACGCAGAGUCCCCUAGUCCCAGAGACCGCCGCGGCCGCGUUCCCCACGGCCACGGUCGCUGCCAUCUCGGCCCUCGGUGGCCUCCUGCUGGUCGCUGCCUGCGCGGCUGCCCUCGUGUUCCUGUGGAGACGGCGGGCCCGAGGUGUCCAAUCAGCUCCCUGCACAGUCGAGCCACGCAGGGAGGUGAGGAACGAGGAGCAGGAGAGAUCCCCGCGGAUCAGGCGCAGUCCGGGGAGAUUCUCUACUCCGAGCUGCAGCACGGAGGACCUGGGGCAGCGGCAGCAGCUUCAGCAGCCAGGCCAAGAAUGCCCGCAGUGGAGGACAGCUCAGUGGUGUAUGCACGCAUCCGCGUGUAGCGGCGGAGAGAUGCGGACCUCGCACAAACCCGACUGACCUUCACAAGUAGACCAACUCCCUCCACAAGUAGACCACUGCUCUCUCCACUGACCUCCAAGUGCAGACCACCGCUCCCUCCACCAACCUCCACGUGCAGACCACCGCUCUCGCCACUGAUCUCCACAAGACCACUUCCUCCACUAACCUCCACGAGACCAAUGCUUCCUCCACUAACCACUGUCUUCAGUAGGAAUGAUGUACACACCCGCCUCUCUAGUUAUAAUUGCUCACACGGGGUGUGCAAUUGUUCAAUCAACAAUGCUUAUGCUAUUAAGGAUCAUUGCCUGAAAGGUGCCGCUUAUAAUCUUUCCCGUUUAGGUUACACACGGUGCCAUUAUUGACACGGAACGUGUCAAGUUGUGGUGUUGUUUGUACCUGUGCACCGCUACCAAUGCCUUAUGAACAGACAACCCAUUCCACCCAUCCUGGAAUUGCCUUGUGUUCAUGUGGCAGGGUUUUGUUUGUCCCAGAAUCUGUUGGAACUGCGUUGACCUGCAUUGCUGUGCAUCGCUGUUCGUAUUGUACCAAGGUUGCCCAAGAUAUCUGCUUCUGUGCCACAAGCAGUGCCCCCUGUAAACACAGACACUCGUGCGUCUUGCUUGAAACACACGAGGAAUGCAUCUCGGCUUGGUCUGUGGAAAAGCUGGCAACCCUAUCACACAGGAUUCCCAUUAAAAGCUCCCAGAGCAAAAAUGUA
Messenger RNA from Lethenteron reissneri (Far Eastern brook lamprey), 1968 nucleotides. RefSeq names its product paired immunoglobin like type 2 receptor beta (gene PILRB). NCBI's taxonomy places the organism in Eukaryota, Metazoa, Chordata, Hyperoartia, Petromyzontiformes, Petromyzontidae. Gene Ontology annotation, cellular component: plasma membrane. Gene Ontology annotation, biological process: regulation of bone resorption; regulation of osteoclast development; regulation of actin cytoskeleton organization. The record is from RefSeq and is a predicted model, not a curated record.